AUGGGUAAAGGAAAGCCGAGAGGUCUCAACGCUGCCCGCAAGCUCCGCAACCAUCGCCGCGAGGGACGCUGGGCCGAUCUCCACUACAAGAAGCGCCUUCUCGGAACCGCCUACAAGUCCUCGCCGUUCGGUGGCUCCUCCCACGCCAAGGGCAUAGUCCUCGAGAAGGUCGGUGUUGAGGCCAAGCAGCCCAACUCCGCUAUCCGAAAGUGUGUCAGGGUUCAGUUGAUCAAGAACGGAAAGAAGGUCACUGCUUUCGUUCCCAAUGACGGUUGCUUGAACUUCGUCGACGAGAACGACGAAGUCCUCCUCGCCGGUUUCGGUCGUAAGGGCAAGGCUAAGGGUGAUAUUCCCGGUGUGCGUUUCAAGGUCGUCAAGGUUUCCGGUGUCGGUCUGUCCGCUCUGUGGAAGGAGAAGAAGGAGAAGCCCAGGUCAUAG
Messenger RNA from Cucurbitaria berberidis CBS 394.84, 438 nucleotides. Its product is annotated as ribosomal protein S12/S23. Gene Ontology annotation, cellular component: cytosolic small ribosomal subunit; ribosome. NCBI's taxonomy places the organism in Eukaryota, Fungi, Ascomycota, Dothideomycetes, Pleosporales, Cucurbitariaceae. The transcript is spliced from 3 exons. Gene Ontology annotation, molecular function: structural constituent of ribosome. Gene Ontology annotation, biological process: translation. The record is from RefSeq and is a predicted model, not a curated record. The coding region runs from base 1 to 438 and encodes 145 amino acids.